Otolemur garnettii (small-eared galago) is the source of this 1077-nucleotide messenger RNA. It is a transcript of the gene P2RY8, whose product is annotated as P2Y receptor family member 8. Gene Ontology annotation, cellular component: membrane. NCBI's taxonomy places the organism in Eukaryota, Metazoa, Chordata, Mammalia, Primates, Galagidae. The transcript has a single exon. The record is from RefSeq and is a predicted model, not a curated record. The coding region runs from base 1 to 1077 and encodes 358 amino acids. Gene Ontology annotation, molecular function: G protein-coupled receptor activity. Gene Ontology annotation, biological process: phospholipase C-activating G protein-coupled receptor signaling pathway; positive regulation of Rho protein signal transduction.
AUGGACAUGAACAUAACCGGCCCGGACAACGCCACGCUGCAGAUGCUGCAGGACCCGGCCAUCUCCGUGGCGCUGCCCGUCGUGUACUCGGUGGUGGCGCUGGUCAGCAUCCCCGGCAACCUCUUCUCGCUGUGGGUGCUGUGCUUCCACAUGGGGCCCAAGUCGCCGUCCGUCAUCUUCAUGAUCAACCUGAGCGUCACGGAUCUCAUGCUGGCCAGCGUGCUGCCCUUCCAGAUCUACUACCACGCCAUCGGCAACCACUGGGUGUUCGGCGUGCUCAUGUGCAACGCGGUGACCGUGGCCUUCUACGCCAACAUGUACUCCAGCAUCCUGACCAUGACGUGCAUCGGCGUGGAGCGCUUCCUGGGCGUGGUGUACCCUCUGAGCGCCGCGCGCUGGCGCCGCCGCCGCUAUGCGCUGGCCGCCUGCACCUGCGCCUGGCUGCUGCUGCUGGGCGCGCUGUCGCCGCUGGUGCGCACCGACCUCACCUACACCGUGGACGCCCUGCGCAUCACCACCUGCUUCGACGUGCUCAAAAAGGACAUGCUGCCCAGCGUGGCCAUGUGGGCCGUGUUCCUCUUCACCAUCUUCGUCCUCCUCUUCCUCAUCCCCUUCGUGGUCACGGUGGCCUGCUACACGGCCACCAUCCUCAAACUGCUGCGGAGCCCCGAGGGCCACAGCCGGGAGCAGCGGCGGCGCUCCGUGUACCUGGCCGCCGUGGUGCUGCUGGCCUUCGUCACCUGCUUCGCGCCCAACAACUUCGUGCUGCUGGUGCACAUCGUGAGCCGCCUGUUCUUCGGCGGCAGCUACUACCACGUGUACAAGCUCACGCUGUGCCUCAGCUGCCUCAACAACUGCCUGGACCCCUUCGUCUACUACUUCGCCUCGCGGGAGUUCCAGCUGCGCCUCCGGGGCUACCUGCGCUGCGGCCGGCUGCCCCUCGACAGCCAAGACGCGGGCCGCGACAGCUUGUUCUCCGCGCGGACGCUGUCUGCGCGCUCCGGGUCCUGCACCGUCGAGGACGGGCUGGACGCUGCCGGCAGGCCCGGGCGGCAGAGGCACGUGAGCGAGUUCUGA